Dufourea novaeangliae is the source of this 1691-nucleotide messenger RNA. RefSeq names its product endochitinase. NCBI's taxonomy places the organism in Eukaryota, Metazoa, Arthropoda, Insecta, Hymenoptera, Halictidae. The record is from RefSeq and is a predicted model, not a curated record. The transcript is spliced from 10 exons. Gene Ontology annotation, cellular component: extracellular region. Bases 75 to 1691 code for a protein of 538 amino acids. Gene Ontology annotation, biological process: carbohydrate metabolic process; chitin catabolic process. Gene Ontology annotation, molecular function: chitinase activity; chitin binding.
AACUUUCCUGUCCCCGGAGAGCUUCAUCAAACCUUUAAAAACAUUUAAAAGGAAAUCAAGUCUUCGCUUCGAAGAUGACAUCGGGAAGAAGUCUCCUCUCGCUUCCACUGCUUUUGGUGAUGCUAGCCUGCGCGACGGGUAACCAACCCGCCAGAAUAACAUGCUACUUCAGCAACUGGGCAAUUUAUCGACCGGAUGUCGGCAGUUACGGAGUGAAGGACAUUCCGGGUGAUCUUUGCACCCAUAUUAUUUAUUCGUUCAUCGGUGUAAGCAAUGUCACUUGGGAGGUGCUUAUCCUUGAUCCAGAGCUGGAUGUCGAUCAGGAGAAUUACGUAACCUUUAACAAACUGAGGACCAAAUAUCCGCACUUAAAGACUUCCGUGGCCGUUGGCGGUUGGGGAGAGGGUGGCAGGAAGUACAGUGCUCUUGUCAGCGUGAAAGAGAGACGCGAUACUUUCAUCAAGAGUGUAGUCGAAUUUAUGCACAAAUAUGACUUUGACGGUUUCGAUCUCGACUGGGAGUAUCCUGGUGCCGCUGACAGAGGUGGAAGCUUCUCCGAUAAAAACCACUUCUUCUACUUCGUUGAAGAAUUAAGACGCGCCUUCGAUAAAGAGAAGAAGGGAUGGGAACUCACGAUAGCGGUUCCGAUGGCCAAGUUCCGUCUGGACGAGGGAUACCAUGUACCAGAAUUGUGCCAGAACAUGGACGCUAUUCACGUAAUGUCUUACGAUCUUCGUGGCAAUUGGGCUGGUUUCGCAGACGUACACAGUCCCCUUUACCGCAGACCGCACGAUCAGUGGGCAUACGAAAAAUUAAACGUCCAUGACGGUCUUCGGCUAUGGGAGGAAAAGGGCUGUCCCGCUAAGAAACUGAUUGUUGGAAUACCGUUAUACGGACGUACCUUCACCCUCAGUCAAAGUAACAACGAUUACUCGCCCGGAACUUACAUUAACAAAGAGGCUGGAGGCGGCGCACCUGGGGAGUACACGCAAGCUAAAGGAUUUCUCUCUUACUACGAGAUUUGUACUAGAUUGCAAGCCCCAGGCAGCAACUGGACCCAGAAAUUCGACGAUAUUGGCAAAGUCCCAUACACUUAUCAGGGAACGCAAUGGGUCGGUUAUGAAAACGUAGAGAGUGUAAAAUACAAGAUUGAUUUCAUUAAGGAAGAACGGUACGGUGGUGCUAUGGUCUGGGCCAUCGAUAUGGACGAUUUCCAGGGACUUUGCGGUGCGCGCAACCCUCUGAUGAACAUCAUUAACGAAGGGUUGAAAGGAUAUAUCGUAACGGACAAAGACUUUCCUACUACGCCCACGCCUGAAUGGGCAAGACCACCAAGCACUACUUCGUCGGAUAAUAUUCGACCCACUGAGCAACCAUCUUCGACUACUUCUGCCGAAAGACCUACCCAAAAACCAGAAGUAACCUCAUCAUCGGCAAUUCCAACUGCCACCACAGAGGACACGAAUAAAUCGAAACCCACGGAAUUACCAGUCGACGAUAACGAAGCGGAGAAAAUUGUUUGCGAAAAUUCUGACAAAUUCGUCCCGUCUAAAGACUGUAGUUCUUACUACGAAUGCGUUCACGGAUCGCCAAUGAAGUUCACUUGUCCAAAUAAUCUAAUUUGGAACAGGAUUAACAAGGUUUGCGAUUGGCCGCAAAAUGCUGACCGAGAAGAAUGCAGACCUCAAUAA